CACACACACACACACACACACACACACACACACACUGCUUGAAGCUGCACGGCGCCUGCGCUGAGAGCAAGCGAGCGAGAGAGCGAGCCGAGGACGAGAGGGAGGAGGGAAAGAGACGAGGAGAGCGAGGAGAACAUCACCGAAAGGAACACAGAGGAGAGCACACGGAGAGCAAAAGAACGAGAGAUGAAAUUCCUCGGAGCAGUCUGCGUCCUUCUCUUCCUCCCCCAUUUCAGCCUCAACAGCAGUUAUGAAGUGCUGGAGAAGAAGCUAAAGGAAGCGUUUACAGAAAGAACAGGGAUUUUACGACAACUCUCAAAAACUUCGAAGGAGCUGGACAGCAUAAAGGGAAACCUACAGUCAAUGAAGAAUGACGACUCGGUGCCCAAAAAGGAUGUGCAGAGGAUUCUGGAGCUGAGUCACAAACAAAGAGAAGAGAUGAGAUCACUCCAGGCAGCUCUUCAGAAGCAACUGGACGAGGCAGCAGAGCGAGCUGAGAAACAUCAAGCCACGAUCAAAUUCCUGAAGAUGGAGAUGGAAAAAAAGACCAAAAUCAUCAAAGACCUUCAGCAGGAGAACAAAAGCUUGAAGAAUAAACUGCUCUCUGGGAAUAAACUGUGUGACAUACAUGCAGAAGAGUCUAAAAGAAUCCAGGCCCAACUAAAGGAGCUGAGAUACGGCAAAAAGGAUUUAAUUUUUAAGGGUCAGCAGCUCAUGGAUCUGGAGAACAAGCUACGAGUGGCCAAAGAGGAACUGGAGAAAGCAGCACUUGACAAGGAGUCUCAGCUCAGGGCUUUGAAGGACACAGUCCAUAUUUGCUUCUCAUCUGUCCUACAAACCCAGACGGUGGAUUUACACAGGCUGCCAGCCACACCCACUCACUUGAUGAGAUAUUCUCCGUUCGUCAAUAACUCGAGAGUCACCUUCAGGGAGCCGCACAUGAAGGACAUCCCAAAAGUCCCCCGGAUCACAAGCAGCAGAUCUCCAGCGCACUGGGAGCUGUCCAGGAGAGACACUACAGGAGUUAAAAACUGUCAGGUGCUGAAGGUGGGGGCUGAGUGUUUCCGCAAUCAAACUGAGAGAACAUCUGUGGAGAAAGCAGACCAACCUGCACACCAGCAGCCGAGGAGCGUGGAACACACCGACGCAGAGACGCCUGUAAACAGCGUGAAGAUGGACGGAGGAAAGAAGACACAGCUGGACAAACACGACUGAGACGCGAAUAAAAACACAGCUGGACAAACACGACUAAAAGACUUGCCAGAUUUUUCCGUGUGGUAUCGGGUUUAAUCAGUUUAACUCCCCUGACCUGUCACUCUCAGAGAAUAGAAAGCACACACUCACACACACUCGCACACACUCACACACACUCACACUGAUACACACAGACACACAGUGUAAGUAUACCUGCAGUUGUAGAGAAGGAACCCCAAGAGUCCGAAUUGGACCCGAGAUUCAGCAGCUUAGUACAAUGGCAUGCACUCUAGACGUUUAGGUUUCACGUUUAUAACCGUACUGGUCUUUCCUUUCUCUUUUUUUCCCUCUUUCUUUCAUAACACGUAUGUUGCUUUAUAUUUUUUAAUUUGUUUCCAAUUUCUCCAGAGAUUGUGAGCACCUUUUGAUUUUGUGCUAUUGGUAGUCAAGAACUUGGUGGACUUGCACCAUGGCCCAGAGACGCAUUCGCUCAUAUACGUGAGCACCUGAUUCGCUACGUUCUCGGAUACGGUUCUCUGAAUAUGAAUAGAAGAAGGAUGGAUGUGAAUCUGAUGCUAGUAACACUGGUUCUGUGUUCAAUUCACCCAGUGUUGAAAUUCCUCAUAAACGCAGCAAGAACCGACAAAAUGAUCUGACAAAGAUCUAAAUGUAAAGAAUUUUUUUUCUUCUUUUUUUGUGGUGGUGGUAGUUUUUACUUUACACUCUUCCCUUUUCUGUAUUCUGAAGAUUCUGAAGGCAUAGUGGAAAUGGAGGAAAUGGAGGAAAUGGAGGAAAUGGAGGAAAUGGAGGAAAUUGAGUUGGCUGGCCAACUUUGAUCACUGAGCAACCUGAAAGCUUUUGGUGCAAGAAUUUAAAGAGAAAAUAAAAAAAAUAAAACACAAAAAAACACAAAAGAACAAAAGAAAACAGACUCACAGUGAGUCGUCUCCCUGAGAAUGAUGUGCCAUGCACUGAGGACUUAAUCUACUGCUACGUGUCUCGGUUUCUCUACCUUCCUGUGUCCUUUCAAUAAAACCGUGAUUUUCACUAAA
This is a messenger RNA of Silurus meridionalis, 2246 nucleotides long. RefSeq names its product leucine zipper protein 2 (gene luzp2). NCBI's taxonomy places the organism in Eukaryota, Metazoa, Chordata, Actinopteri, Siluriformes, Siluridae. Bases 187 to 1215 code for a protein of 342 amino acids. The transcript is spliced from 12 exons. The record is from RefSeq and is a predicted model, not a curated record.